AUGUCGGUUAACGCUGCCAGCAGAACAUCAAGCAAGGUUUUGCGAGUUAGCAAGAGUUUCUCUUCGGCGAUAACGAUAACGCCUGAUGAGCUAACAGGAAUAAUCCACGGACAGGAUAAGAAGGUGGAAGAAACGACGAGGACCUAUCCCAAGGCCUACGAAGAGAUUCCGGGACCCAAGGAGCUGCCCUUAAUAGGAAAUGCUUGGAGAUUUGCACCCUUCAUAGGACAAUACAAGAUUCAUGAAUUGGAUAAAGUAAUGAUGUCUCUACAUAAGGAUUUUGGAAAUGUGGUCCGUGUUGGUGGAUUAGUGGGUCAUCCAGACCUCUUAUUCGUUUUUGAUGGUGAGGAAAUUCGACGUGUUUUCAGGAGAGAAGAAACUCUUCCACACAGACCAUCUAUGCCUUCUUUGCAUCACUAUAAAGCAGUGCUGCGCAAGGAUUUUUUUGGUAAAGACGCUGGUAUCAUUGGAGUGCAUGGUGAAAAAUGGGACGCAUUUAGAGCUCAAGUUCAACAACUAAUGUUGCAACCUGCAACUGCAAAACGAUUUGUUGGACCUCUGGAUGAAAUUGCAGGAGAUUUUAUGCAAAGGAUUCAUGAGAUGAGAGAUGGAAAUCAGGAAUUACCUGGAAACUUUUUAGGUGAACUAUACAAAUGGGCUUUAGAAUCAAUUGGACGGGUGGCAUUAGAUACAAGACUAGGAUGCUUAUCGCGGGAUUUGGAACCAAAUUCAGAACCACAAAGAAUUAUAAGCGCUAUAAACACAUUCUUCUGGAACGUUGCUGAAGUAGAGCUUCGAGUACCUCUUUGGAGAAUUUAUCCCACGAAGAGUUAUAGGAAAUAUAUAGGAGCUUUAGAUGAGUUCAGAGAAUUGUGCAUGAAGUACAUAUCGAUAGCGAUGGAAAAUAUGGACAAAUCAAAUGCCUCUGGUAAUUACUCUAUAGUUCAGAAAAUCCUAAACGAGACAUCAAAUCCAAAAUUGGCUGCUGUUUUGGCACUUGAUCUCCUACUGGUGGGCGUAGAUACGACAUCUGUAGCCAUGACUACGACCAUAUAUCAACUAUCACAGAACCAGGAGAAGCAAAGGAGACUACGCGAUGAAUUGAAAUCCAUAUUACCCACACCGGGCACCCCGAUCGAUGUUCAGGCUUUGGAAAAGAUGCAGUAUCUGAAAGCCUGCAUCAAAGAGGCUUUGAGAAUGAAGCCUGUUAUUCUGGGAAAUGGCAGAAGCUUGCAGUCAGAAGCAGUCGUAGGCGGAUACAAAGUUCCAAAAGGCACCCAUGUGAUUUUCCCUCACUACGUUGUGAGCAACGAGGAGAGGUAUUUCAAAGAACCAGAACAAUUUAGGCCCGAACGAUGGUUAAAGGCCAGGAAUGCAUGCCCUCACGCCGACCAGGAGGCCAGGACGGAAGAUCAAAUACAUCCUUUCGUUUCGCUUCCGUUUGGAUAUGGAAGGAGGACGUGCUUGGGCAGAAGAUUUGCGGAAGCGGAAUUACAAAUAUUAUUAGCAAAGAUUUUCCGAAAAUAUGACGUCCAGUACAACUAUGGACAAUUAACAUACAAAGUAUCCCCUACAUACAUUCCUGUGGAGCCAUUGAAAUUCAAAUUAACUGAAUUAAGUUAG
Molecule: messenger RNA, 1623 nt
Organism: Ctenocephalides felis (cat flea)
Lineage: Eukaryota; Metazoa; Arthropoda; Insecta; Siphonaptera; Pulicidae
Product: probable cytochrome P450 49a1
Exons: 10
Coding region: 1-1623 (540 amino acids)
Molecular function (GO): iron ion binding; oxidoreductase activity, acting on paired donors, with incorporation or reduction of molecular oxygen; heme binding
Source: RefSeq, a predicted model, not a curated record